UUACGUGGGGGACCCAUCACCUCACAACUUUCUUUCUCCUUCGGAUUGCAAAAAAAAAAAACUAGAGAUAGAGAGAGAAGCGAAGCGAAGCAGCAAGGAAACAACAGUCUUCUUCAAUGUCGGUUUUCAACUCUAAAAACACAACGAAUCAACGAUGGAAGAUGACACAAAAGAUGAAUCCACGGUGGCUGGGAACUGCCCCACCGCACCGCCUUUCUCUCCCCCAGAUUUUUUCUUACAUAUCUCACUAACAGUUUGUCGGUUACAUCCUCCCCUAAACCUUUAUAAACCCCAUCAUCUUCCCCUUAAUCCAUUUUCUUAAGUAAACUCCUUUGAUUACCACACCCACUCCCAUAAGUUACUUCUCUUCCCUAAACCAAUAUAACUUCUAUAUUUAUAUUUUUUCAAAUGAGCCCAGAGAAGGAUGGUGUUUCCAUACCUCUCCACGUCGACAUAACAGACGUGGCUUCUCCACUCCCCAUGCCGCUAGACAUCUUGCACGGGAACCCAAUCCCGCCGUUUCUAUCCAAAACGUUCGAUUUGGUGGAUGAUCCGAGUCUCGACCCGGUCAUAUCUUGGGGGCUGACCGGCGCGAGCUUCGUCGUCUGGGACCCUGUGGAGUUCGCCAGAAUCAUACUCCCGCGGAAUUUUAAACACAACAAUUUCUCCAGCUUCGUCAGACAGCUUAACACUUAUGGAUUCCGGAAGAUUGAUACCGACAAAUGGGAAUUCGCCAACGAGGCUUUCCUUAGAGGACAGAAGCAUCUUCUCAAGAACAUUCACCGUCGCCGUUCGCCACAAUCCAACCAAGCUUGCAGCAGUAGCAUCACCAGCCAACAAAGCCAAGGGUCACCCACCGAGGUCGGAGAAGAGAUCGAGAAGCUGAGGAAAGAGCGCCGCGCGUUGAUGGAAGAAAUGGUUGAGCUUCAGCAGCAAAACAGAGGCACUGCUCGUCACGUGGACACUGUGAACCAGAGGCUGAAAGCUGCUGAGCAGCGGCAGAAGCAGAUGCUCUCUUUCUUGGCUAAGUUGUUUCAGAACCCAGGCUUCUUGGACCGCCUCAAGAGCCUCAAAGGAGAAGGAGGGGGUCUUGGAUUCGAAAAGGCGAGAAAGAAGUUCAUCAAGCACUCCCCAACAGGAGGGGAGAUUGUGAAGUAUGAAGCUGAUGACUGGGAGAGACUGUUAAUGUCAGAGGAAAAAGACACUGAGAACAUUCUACCCUCAAACCAGGGGAUGACUUCAACCGAUCCAAAAGGGAAGAACCUGAUGAAUCCAUCAGAAGAAGAAACAAUGAAUCAAGAUUACUUCUUACCUUUUCCAACUCCUGAAGGACUUAUCAAACAAGAAGAGACUUGGAGCAUGGGUUUCGACACUACAAUACCGAGUUUCAGCAACGAGGAUGUGUGGGGAAACACAAUGGACUAUAAUGUCGCAGAGUUUGGUUCUGUUCCAGAAACAUCAAGUGGUGGUUGUUUGCCUGAUGUAUGUUGGGAACAGUUUGCUGCAGGGAUGACAGAGACUGGAUUCAACUGGCCACCUGGUGAUGAUACUACUCCAAUGGAUGAUCCUUAAGACCUUUCAUUAUAUAUUUUAUUAGACCAAUCACCCGUUUAUUAUCGGGUGAAUUAUUAAUUAAUUGAUUGUUUAUUUUGAGAUGCACCUUUAUACAUAUAUAAAUAAUGAUUUUGCACUUUUUA
Molecule: messenger RNA, 1697 nt
Organism: Brassica napus (rape)
Lineage: Eukaryota; Viridiplantae; Streptophyta; Magnoliopsida; Brassicales; Brassicaceae
Product: heat stress transcription factor A-3
Exons: 2
Coding region: 409-1572 (387 amino acids)
Biological process (GO): regulation of transcription by RNA polymerase II
Cellular component (GO): nucleus
Molecular function (GO): RNA polymerase II cis-regulatory region sequence-specific DNA binding; DNA-binding transcription factor activity
Source: RefSeq, a predicted model, not a curated record